ACGGGCACGGAGCCUGGCCCCACAUCCAGGCACCAGGACCUGCAGUCCAAUGGUGCCUUCCUCCUCCCGGGAACACUGUUCACUUUGCCCUAUAGCGUUAAGGGCUGAACUGGGAGGGACCGGAAGCCCGGAGGAGUCCUGGCGUGUGGCCGACUGAUCGUGAAGGGCACUGAGGGUCAUGCCGAGAUGAGACUCUCAUAAGUGCCCCCAAAGCCAGGUGAGGCCCAGUCAACAUCAGCUUCUCCUGCCACCAGCGCUCCACUGAUCCGCACACUUGGGCGUCAGUCUGGGUCAGGCACCCUCGGGAAACGGGAACCAGUGUCUUGGGCCUGCAGCCCUGGUUUCUCUGGAGAAAAACCCAUGGGAGGCUGGUUCAAGGCUGUUACAGGCCUUUCCCCUGAGCUGCCACCCCCGUCCCACCUUGUUGAAGAUGUCACUGCUUGGAAGGGACUUCCACAGCUCCUUGGAUGAUGGGUCCAAGUCACUUUUGGAGAGGAACAGCAAUGUCACUGCAGAGAACAUCCAUCCUGCUGAGGAAGCCAGCGGCUUAUCGAGAAUGCAAACUUUGAUCCAUUUACUGAAAUGCAACAUUGGCACAGGACUCCUGGGGCUUCCCCUGGCCAUGAAAAAUGCCGGCCUAUUGGUGGGUCCCAUCAGCCUGCUGGGCAUUGGGGUCCUCACCGUGCACUGCAUGGUCAUCCUGUUGAACUGCGCCCAUCACCUCAGUCAGAGAUGGCAAAAGACUUUUGUGAACUAUGGAGAGGCCAUGAUGUACAGCCUAGAAACCUGCCCAAACGCCUGGCUGAGGACCCACUCGGCGUGGGGCAGGUACACUGUCAGCUUCUUGCUAAUCACCACCCAACUGGGAUUCUGCAGUGUUUAUUUCAUGUUUAUGGCAGACAAUUUACAACAGAUGGUUGAAGAAGCCCACAUGACGUCCAACAACUGCCAACCCAGGAAGUUCCUGGUGCUGGCCCCGAUCCUGGACAUCCGCUUCUACAUGCUGACAAUCCUGCCCUUCCUGAUGCUGUUGGUGUUUAUCCAGAACCUCAAGCUGCUGUCCAUCUUCUCAUCGCUGGCCAACAUCACCACGCUGGGGAGCAUGGCUCUGAUCUUUGAGUAUAUCGUUCAGGAGAUUCCAGAUCCCAGCAACCUCCCCUUGAUGGCAAGCUGGAAGACCUUCCUGCUGUUCUUUGGUACAGCCAUCUUCACAUUUGAAGGUGUUGGUAUGGUCUUGCCUCUCAAAAAUCAGAUGAGGGAUCCACAGCAGUUUCCUUUUGUUCUGUACUUGGGGAUGUCCCUUGUCAUCACCCUCUACAUCUGCCUGGGGACACUGGGCUACAUGAAGUUUGGGUCAAGCACCCAAGCCAGCAUCACCCUCAACUUGCCCAACUGCUGGCCAUACCAGUCGGUCAAGCUGCUCUACUCCAUUGGCAUCUUCUUCACCUACGCCCUCCAGUUCCACGUGCCGGCCGAUAUCAUCCUCCCCUUCGCCGUCUCCCAGGUGUCAGAGAGGUGGACGCUGUUUGUAGACCUGUCUGUCCGCAUAGCCUUGGUCUGUCUGACCUGUGUCUCAGCCAUCCUCAUCCCCCGCCUGGACCUGGUCAUCUCCUUUGUGGGCUCCGUGAGCAGCAGCGCCCUGGCCCUCAUCAUCCCGCCCCUCCUGGAGCUCAUCACCUUUUAUCCUGAAGACAUGAGCUGUGUCACCAUUGCAAAGGACAUCAUGAUCAGCAUCCUGGGCCUUUUGGGGUGUGUAUUCGGGACAUACCAAGCCCUCUAUGAGUUGAUCCAACCCAUCGGCCAUUCCGUAGCCAACGCCACAGGUGUCUAUGCAUAAUUAUCUAUUUUUAUUCUAAUCGCCCUCCCCUCCUCCCACCCCCAACUUGACUUCCGUUGUGGAUGUUAUAUACGUUUG
This is a messenger RNA of Prionailurus viverrinus (fishing cat), 1915 nucleotides long. It is a transcript of the gene SLC36A3, whose product is annotated as solute carrier family 36 member 3. Gene Ontology annotation, molecular function: L-proline transmembrane transporter activity; glycine transmembrane transporter activity; L-alanine transmembrane transporter activity. Gene Ontology annotation, biological process: L-alanine transport; glycine transport; proline transmembrane transport. Lineage: Eukaryota; Metazoa; Chordata; Mammalia; Carnivora; Felidae. The transcript is spliced from 10 exons. The record is from RefSeq and is a predicted model, not a curated record. The coding region runs from base 431 to 1837 and encodes 468 amino acids. Gene Ontology annotation, cellular component: vacuolar membrane.